GCGCUCCGCUGUCUCCUCCUACGACAUGCACGAAAGUUGGCCACUUAAACUACUUCCAGCCAGCCGGCAGACAUUAUACCGAACCCAAACUACACCAGGGGGAAAAGAAUAACACCGCGUUUCCCACAACGCGCCACCAUUUAGCUGCUUGCGCCUCCAUUUUUUUAUUUUUAUUUUGUGCAAACUUGCCUCUGUGGAGGUUUUCGUUUCAGCUGUUGCAGCGUUUUGACGUUGUAUUUUUGGCCGAUUUAUCAAGCAAGAGGAGAGCAUCCCCUCCUUUUUUUUUCUUCUUUUUUUUUAUUUUUAUUUUCCCCCCCGGUGGAAGAAGGGUCUGUCCAGAUUUACUCCGCCUGGGAUUUGGGAUUUGACAGCGGCUGUUCGCUGAUCUUUCCAAACACAUUCCGUUUUCUUUUUCUUUUUUGUUUUUUAACUUGGAAUUUCAGAGUGAAACACGUUCUUUAGCGCAGUGAUUUUAUUUUUAUUUUUUUUUUUUUGCCUCGGUAGCUGCAGGAUGGCUACUUUACCUGGAACAGUGCCUCGGAUGGUGCGCCCUGCGCCAGGCCAGAACUACCCUCGAACCGGCUUCCCCCUGGAAGUGUCCACCCCUCUGGGCCAGGGCAGAGUGAACCAGCUUGGUGGGGUCUUCAUCAACGGGAGGCCGCUGCCGAACCACAUCCGACACAAGAUAGUGGAGAUGGCCCACCACGGCAUCCGGCCCUGCGUGAUCUCGCGACAACUGCGAGUUUCUCACGGCUGCGUCUCCAAGAUCCUGUGCCGGUACCAGGAGACCGGCUCGAUCCGUCCAGGGGCCAUAGGGGGCAGCAAGCCCAGGCAGGUGGCAACUCCCGACGUGGAGAAGAGGAUCGAAGAGUACAAGAGGGAAAACCCGGGUAUGUUCAGCUGGGAGAUCCGGGAUAAGCUGCUGAAGGACGGGGUGUGCGACAGAAGCACAGUUCCUUCAGGUGAGGCUUCAUCUGUGAGUUCCAUCAGCCGCGUUUUGAGGGCCCGAUUUGGCAAAAAAGAUGACGAGGAUGACUGUGAUAAGAAGGAUGAAGAUGGAGAAAAGAAAACAAAGCAUAGCAUCGAUGGCAUCCUCGGUGAUAAAUGUAACCGCACAGACGAAGGAUCGGAUGUUGAUUCGGAGCCAGAUUUGCCCCUGAAGAGGAAGCAGAGGCGCAGCCGCACCACCUUCACAGCGGAGCAGCUGGAGGAGCUGGAGAAAGCUUUUGAGAGAACGCAUUACCCUGACAUCUACACCCGAGAAGAGCUGGCUCAGAGGACAAAACUCACAGAAGCCAGAGUACAGGUGUGGUUUAGCAACAGACGGGCUCGGUGGCGCAAGCAGGCCGGCGCCAAUCAGCUAGCAGCCUUCAACCACCUGCUUCCCGGCGGUUUCCCGCCCACGGGGAUGCCAACUUUACCCACCUACCAGCUGCCGGAGACCAGCUACCCCAGCACCACGCUAUCACAGGAGGGCAGCAGCACAUUGCACAGACCACAGCCUCUGCCGCCGUCUUCCAUGCACCAGGGUGGUCUGAGCGCCGACAGCAGCUCCGCGUACGGCCUGUCGUCCAAUCGACACAGCUUCUCCAGCUACUCCGAUACGUUCAUGAGCCCAUCCGCAUCCAGCAACCACAUGAACCCUGUUGGCAACGGGCUCUCCCCACAGGUGAUGAGCAUCCUGAGUAACCCCAGCGCUGUACCCUCGCAGCCGCAGCACGACUUCUCCAUCUCCCCCCUUCACAGCAGUCUGGAGAGCUCCAACCCCAUCUCAGCCAGCUGCAGCCAGCGCUCCGACACCAUCAAGAGCGUGGACAGCCUGGCUUCCUCCCAGUCCUACUGCCCGCCGACCUACAGCGCCACCAGCUACAGCGUGGACCCCGUCACCGCGGGAUACCAGUACAGCCAGUAUGGCCAGACCGCCGUGGACUACCUGGCUAAGAACGUGAGCUUGUCCACCCAGAGGAGGAUGAAACUCGGGGACCACUCGGCAGUGCUCGGGCUGCUGCAAGUGGAGACGGGACAGGCCUACUAAAGAGGCCCCAGACGCAUCCUCCACUUCCUGUCUCUCUGUUUCGCCCGCCUCUGCCUCUGCCUCAGCUCGCUUCACGCUCUUCAUCAAGCCUGGACUCCAGGUCGCCUCUCUCCUGCCCCGCCAUGACAUUGGAGAAAGUGACGCUUUUGGGGAAUUCAAUCGCUUCUUCAGGCAGUCUCCAACCCUUAAAGCCUUUUCAGCUCCGAGGGCCCAAACAGGACCCCUAGGAUGGCGGAUCCGCGUCGGCUUGGACUCCUUUUUUGUCAUGGCUGCAGUCCAAUACACAUUUAGAGCCAUCAACAACAUGUACUUUGACCUUGCUGUUCAUAGUAGUUAACACAGCCAACAUCAUUUGAGUAACUCUUAUUCCUUGUUCCUUUUUUGAUAUUGUUAAGCUUAUUGUUGCUGUUAUAUGAUUAUGGUUAAUGUGAUUUUUGUUGUUCGAAUCCAUUUGUAUCUCUUUUAUCUGUUUGAUGUCGGAGCGCUAAAAGACACACAAAAAAAAAAACACACAGAGGUUGACUGAGACGACACGGAAGCGAGUGUUUGUUGUGUGUGCGUGUACGUUCGCGUGUCGGCACAUUCACACUAGAGGAGAUGAUUGUUUUCCAAGCUGCUGCUCCCCAAGCUCCAAUGCUCAUGAGCGAUUUGACCUUCCCACUUUCAUAUUCCUCUUGACAUUCCUAAAGAACUUGGCCACUCGGUGGGAAGUCUGGCUGGAUGGAUUCAGCAGGGAAUUUAAGCAGCAUAUUGGCGGCCAAUAGCUUCCCCCCUUUCCUCCUCAUAACCUCCAUCCCAUCCUUAGCCGCGGCCCACAGGGAAAGGGGGACAUUGUUUGCAAAAACAGGAUUGGGGAAAUUAAUGUGUUUUGAAAUAUGGACCUUGCCAAGGAGGGCUAACUCACUUAAACCACCAGCUUCCUUCCUUCCCCCACUCCCCAGAAAGACCAUCUUCCGGGGAAUCCUGUGUUUGGCUUUAGCACUGUAAAGCUGAUUAAAAUCACACAAAUAUAAUGUCAAAGCUAAUUCACAGUGACCCUUUUCCAUUAAUAGCCCAGCCUUUCGGUUCCUUUUCCCAUUUUGUAAAAAUGCACCUUCAGUUCAUUUCCACUUCCUGAAUUUUUACAAGCAUUCCUUCGAAGCAUUCCUCAUGAUCCGUCUAUAAAAAAAUAUAGAAGAGCAUUCCAGCGUUUUCUGGUUCUGUUGUGAGAUUAGAGAGAAGACAAGCUGUGCCAUUCACAUGCGCUCUGGAAAAUCACAUAAUCCAGUCAGCUGUGAAAGGGCACAGGUAACGCCGCUGAUUGGCCCCCCACUUCGGUUUGGACCGGAGCCUCGGUCUGUAAUCCUCCAGUUUUGACGAACUUACCACAAUGUAAAAAAAGAAAGGAGUAAAGAAAUUAAAUAGUUAAUAUGAGACAUUGGUGUAGCACUCAUAGUUGACUUUUGAGAUGACGGAGGAUCAGGUGUUCCUUGUAGGUGUUAAUACUUUUACUGACAUCACUGUCUGCAGAGGAUUCGGUCCUCUGUUGCCUUUAAAAAUAGUGAAAAAAAACCCAUACAUUUCCAGGAGCAGAUUGUGUAUUGUUUGGUUAUAAAGAGUAUGUUUUAUACUGAAAUAAUGAGUGGGAGGUCAGGGAGGAAACUCUGAUAGUAAAUGUUUUAUUUGAGUUUCUUUAACCGGUCUUUUUUCUGUUUCUGUUGGGGUUUUUUUGUAUUUAAUUGGUUAAGUUGUUUGAGCCAAAAAGAAAAAGCUUUUGUUACUGUUUUUGACCCACAUGAGAAUAAAUUUGUAUAAAUUAGUAAAGUAUAAAUUGCAUUGAAAAAGUGUAAAGGUAAAUCGUGUUAAGAAGUAUCAAAAUGAGCUCAGAUAAAAAAAAAAAAAAAAGGCAAAGCUUGGUUUCUCAGAUGGACUCCCGCCUGGACCACAAUGUAAAUUUAAAGAGUGGCUUCACCUGCCGGAGAGUUUCUACCAGAAGGUUUCACAAACUGAUGAUGAAUGGACCACGGACCUAACCCCACCCGCACUCAGAGCCAUUUUGGUUGUGGCUCUUGUUGACGGAUGUGAGUGACAGUAAAGCCCCUCCCGAGGGCGAGGGGUGAAACUGAAGAGUCAGGUUUUCAUUUGUGGACCAAUAAGACUUCAGGAGAACAACGCGACGCUGACUCCGCACUGAACGGCAGCAGCUGCUGCUGCUCCACUUAGACACCUCACUCUUGUACAUUUUAAACCUGAAGAAUUUUAGAAUUGUCUUUAGUGUAUUGAGCCCAUUUCUAACACUUGGAUAUUUAAGGCAUACAGCUCCUUAUUCUUCCUCCUCUUCUUCCACUUCCUCCUGUCUCUUUGAGCCCUAACCUGUUUUAGUUGCUUUCUGACAUCUGUGCUUUGCUUUACUCCUCUUUCCGUUCCGCAUGUGUGUAUAUUAUCAUGGUAUAAUUUAUUCUGCUGUAUGAAGUAUUAGAGUAGUGGGAAACUUGUAUUGGUAUUUACUACCUUCAGCCUGUUGGUGUGUUUAAUGUAACACUGGCGUAACUGUUAUCAAUUAAAGAUCCAAAACUGA
Messenger RNA from Xiphophorus hellerii (green swordtail), 4592 nucleotides. It is a transcript of the gene pax7a, whose product is annotated as paired box 7a. The coding region runs from base 512 to 2035 and encodes 507 amino acids. The record is from RefSeq and is a predicted model, not a curated record. Gene Ontology annotation, biological process: regulation of transcription by RNA polymerase II; anatomical structure development. Gene Ontology annotation, molecular function: DNA-binding transcription factor activity, RNA polymerase II-specific; RNA polymerase II cis-regulatory region sequence-specific DNA binding. The transcript has 9 exons. Lineage: Eukaryota; Metazoa; Chordata; Actinopteri; Cyprinodontiformes; Poeciliidae.